UUUCGUUUUGGUUGUCGGUUCUGGACUGAACUGAAGAAUUAAGGAUUUUUCGGUUCGGUUUUUGAUAUCUGAAGAAUUUCCGGGAAUCAACAACUCUACCUUCUGUGACCCCCUCCCCCCCUCUCCCAUCAGUUUUCCAAAAUAUUUUUUUGAGUUCAAGUUAAGUUGCCAAUUCCUUUUUAAGCUCUAUAUUUUUUAUCUCUAAAAAGUUUCUUUUCAGAAAUGCCAGCAGAGGAGGGAAAAAAGCUCUGGGAGCUAAUUCUUGAACAAUUUGAUGAUCUCCUUGUUAAAAUUCUUUUACUCGCCGCAAUAAUUUCAUUUGUCCUCGCUUUAUUUGAAGAACAUGAUGACCAAACUAGUGCUGUUACUGCUUUUGUGGAACCUUUUGUUAUUUUGCUCAUUUUGAUUGCAAAUGCAACUGUUGGGGUUUGGCAGGAAAGGAAUGCUGAAAGUGCAAUUGAAGCACUUAAAGAAUACGAACCCGAAAUGGCUAAAGUAAUUCGUUCUGGAAAGCAUGGAAUUCAAAUGAUUCGAGCUAAAGAACUUGUUCCUGGGGAUGUUGUUGAAGUUUCAGUUGGUGACAAAAUCCCAGCAGACCUUCGCCUCGUCAAAAUUUAUUCUACAACAAUCAGAAUUGACCAAUCUAUUCUUACUGGAGAAUCUGUUUCUGUUAUUAAAAAUUUGGACACUGUACCUGACCCGAGAGCUGUAAAUCAGGACAAGAAAAAUUGCCUGUUUUCGGGUACAAACGUUGCUUCUGGUAAAGCUCGUGGAAUUGUUUUUGGAACUGGUUUGAAUACAGAAAUUGGCAAAAUUAGGACAGAAAUAACUGAGACGGAAUCUGAUAAGACUCCUUUACAGCAAAAGUUGGAUGAAUUUGGGGAACAACUUUCUAAGGUCAUUUCAAUAAUUUGUAUUGCUGUCUGGGCUAUCAAUAUUGGACAUUUCAAUGACCCGGCACAUGGUGGUUCUUGGUUAAAAGGAGCAAUUUAUUACUUCAAAAUUGCCGUUGCACUCGCCGUUGCGGCUAUCCCUGAAGGCCUCCCAGCAGUAAUUACAACCUGUCUAGCUUUAGGAACUCGUAGAAUGGCUAAAAAGAACGCAAUUGUUCGUUCGCUUCCUUCAGUCGAAACUUUGGGUUGCACAUCGGUCAUUUGUUCUGAUAAAACUGGAACUUUGACAACAAAUCAAAUGUCGGUGUCGAAAAUGUUUAUUGUUGAGGGAGCGCGUGGAGAUCAAAUUAGCUUCAGGUUUGCUUUGAAAGUUUUGAUGAGGGUUGUGCGAAGCAUGCAAAAUUGGUAG
Messenger RNA from Meloidogyne enterolobii, 1302 nucleotides. Lineage: Eukaryota; Metazoa; Nematoda; Chromadorea; Rhabditida; Meloidogynidae. The record is from the annotation of a GenBank genome assembly.